This is a messenger RNA of Haemonchus placei, 2589 nucleotides long. NCBI's taxonomy places the organism in Eukaryota, Metazoa, Nematoda, Chromadorea, Rhabditida, Trichostrongylidae. The record is from the annotation of a GenBank genome assembly.
AUGUCCUUCACAGACGUCCGCAACAUACAUGUCAAAGGAAGUAUAACAUUUCUCACGUGUGGUGUUGACGGGACCGUCUAUGUUUGGGACGAAAAGACCGUAGUUCAAAGAGAAGUUCCUGAAAUUAAAACUGUUGGGGAUGCAACACAUAGUUGCUGUGCAUGGAACGGCAAGAACGUAUUUGUCGGUCUAACAACAACGGACCUGCUGACUGGUGUUGAUAAGAAGAUUGUUGGACAAUGCUCUCUCGAUGAUCUUGAGACCGAUUUCACAGUGAAAAAGGUCUGUUUGAAGGACUAUGCUUCGUACGACAGACUCGACAUGAAUGCUGAAGUCCUUUCAGUUGCGAUCGAUCCUAAGGAAGAAGUGUACGCUGUGGCCUGCUGUGACGGAUCAGUCAGCAUUUUUAACAUUGCAAGCAAUGAGAAGCUGCGGUCUUUGGACAACAUGUUCGCGCAAUUUGGAGAUGUUGGAUCCGUUUUAUCUCAGUUUGUGUACGACAAGAGAAGCAAAAACGCGAUCAUAUCGUGCACAAAAUUUUGUCCUUUCAACGAGAACGACAUUAUUCUUGUAGAUAUAGAGGAGGGAAUGUGUUUACUUAAAAAUGUUAUUCCUUCCACUACUCGAGAAAGUGCUCCUAUAAAUGAAACCACAGAUCGAAAAGAAAUCGACGGUGUUGAUGAAGAUGAGGAGAGCAAUGAGGAAGGUGCCGAAAAUUCUCAUGCAGGGAGCUUCCUUGACAAUGAAGCUGAAGACGACGGCGAUACAAAAAUGUCUGUGGAUAUUGGAGCCAUAAAGAGGAAGUAUGGCUUUGGUGAUGAUGGAUCGGGCAACCUUGAAGAUUAUGGGUUCACCCGUUUGGAUGAACCUCCUAGUGGAAGGCUUCCUUCGGCUGGUCAUGAUUUCCACAAUAUAGCUCCGUCUGUUCCACCUCCUCAGAUUGUAUCUUAUCAACCUCCAGCGAUUCCCUCUUUUUUCGUUUCCGGCUCCUCACCUGACCACCUAACUCAGCGCUAUUUGAAAUGGAAUGGUUAUGGUAUCGUGCGUACUUAUUCUGGAGAGGAAGGAAGUAGCAUCGAGAUCACUUUUCACGACGCUACUAUCCAUCCUACUAUCGUCCUUGAUAACGGGACUACUGGAUAUGUGCUGGCUGAUCUUUCCGAUCAAGCCGUUGCAUUGGCAAGCAAGGCUGAAGAAAAGGGCGAGCAAAGUGAGUUACUAGUGAUUCAUAUUUCUUCAUGGGACAGCGAAUCCAGGAGAUGGAGCACUAAGCUUCCUCCAAAGGAGUGCGCAUUGGACGUACUGGUAUCGCGAGAAGUGAUCUGUGUUGUUACUACAUUGCGACACCUACGAGUUUUUACGUUGACGGGUACACAGCGCCAUGUUAUCGUACACCCGAGCCCAAUUUUGACGGCGGCUUGCUUUGGCACUCGAAUUGCGAUCUGUUCGGUAUCAGGAGGAGAUUACUACGAAAAGGAAAAGAAGAAUCAACACCCGAGUUACCAACACACUGUUUCUAUCUACGACGUGGAUAGUAAACAGUGGCAUCGAAGCUCUGGUUCCGGAGUCAAUCAUGUAGAUUUACCCGUUGCCAGAAAGCAGCAUCUUCGUUGGCUGGCAUUUUCGAAUCAUGGUCAACUCGUGUCUAUGGAUAGUUCAUUUACGGUAUCUCUUCUGACACCGUCUGGUUUCUGGAUUCCCAUUUUCAAUGGAAACUCGGAAACAAUGAACAAGUCGGACGCUAUUUGGCCUAUCGCGGUUGUUGAUGGGCGGCAGCGCCAGAUUAGAUAUCUUCACUGCAAAGGAAGCAACUAUCCCUUAAUCGCGGUGAAAAUGGCACCACUUAUAGCUCCUUGGGCACUUCCAUACUGCGCCCCGGAAUCUGACAAGUCAAAGCUGGAGCAAGAACUAUUUUUCAAUGAACUCCAGCAGAGCGAGGCUCGCACCACAUCUGCUUCUUCUGAUCUCGUGGAGUUGGCUUCAAGUCAUCUUCAAUCGCUCAUAAAGCUCUUUGCCCUGGCAUGCAAAAGCGAAAGAGAUGGUCGAGCUGCCGAGUUGGCUGGACUCGUGACUUCUGCAAAAGGCAUUCAGCUGAUGUGCAACUAUGCUGCAAAACUCAAGAAGUUUACACUCGCCGAGAAGAUUUUUAUGGAAGAAAACAGCGCGACAACAGCGAUGGCAUCAAUGAAGCCUGACAUAGAUGACUAUGAGGAUGGCCACGCGGAUUUUCAACAGCCGAGUUGCACUCAGCAAACUGACGACACACUCUUGGACAGAACGCUCAUCCCCGCACGAAAAAUAUCGCGCAAUCCCUUCAAGAGAUCACCGACUUCUUCUUUGGACACUUCUUCUGUCUUCGAUUCCGACUUCUCCCUAUCGAGUAAUAGAAAACGGAUGAAGGAAGAAGAGCCUCCGAAACCAUCGACGUCGACGUCAAAGCAAAAAAAGCUAUCAAUUGGAGCAUUCAUGAAGGACAAAGAGAAUGCGCGAACAGCGUAUACACUUUGGAUGGAGAGCAAUGAGGAAACCUUACGGGAUUCCUUAAGAAGUGAAGAAGUGUACGCCAAGGCUUACGAGGCGUUGUCCUAG